Molecule: messenger RNA, 891 nt
Organism: Colletotrichum aenigma
Lineage: Eukaryota; Fungi; Ascomycota; Sordariomycetes; Glomerellales; Glomerellaceae
Product: Reticulon-4-interacting protein 1-like protein
Exons: 3
Coding region: 1-891 (296 amino acids)
Molecular function (GO): oxidoreductase activity, acting on NAD(P)H
Source: RefSeq, a predicted model, not a curated record
AUGUCUACCCACAAAGCCCUUGUCAUCCACACCCUGCAGCAGCCUCCAUCAAUCAUUGAACGGCCAACUCCAGUUCCAAAGGAGGACGAAAUUCUUUUGAAAGUAUCAAUUGUUGGAUACAACUUGCCCUCGCCCCUAGGAGUAGAUAUCGUUGGUGAAGUCGUUAGCUGCGGCCGCGAUGUUACCCAAUACCAGGUUGGCGACCGUGUUUUCGCGUUCGGCAGUCCGUUUUCUGCGGACAGUACUGGCACCCAAGAAUACUGCGUCGUACCGGCAUGGCAGUCAGCCCCGCUGCCGAAGGGCAUAAGCGCUGACGAAGCGGCGACUUUCCCGCUGAACGCCAUGACCAUGGUGUUUGCCUUGCUUCACAAGACUGGCUUGAACUUGCGCAGUCCUUUUGGUGCCGACAAGGAUGAAUGCAACUACAGCGCGGAAUCAAUCCUGAUCAUCGGUGGCGGGACAGCUACCGGCAACUUUGGCGUGCAGCUGGCUCGGUUAGCGAAGUUUGGGAAUAUCAUUGUGGUGGCAUCGAAAGCAAGAGAGUCCCAGCUCAAGGUUCUCGGGGCCACGACUGUUAUUGACCGCGGACUGGAUGAAUCUCAGAUUGAGAACCAGAUUGGCGAUGUCGACGAGUCUCGAAUCGGGUCAAAGUUUGCUGGUUACGUUCGGAACCAAGUGUUGUGUAACACGAUGAAAUAUCCGCAUACCACGAAGGAAUUUUGGGGUGUGCUGCCAAACUUGAUCGAAAAUGGUACCCUGCGGCCGACGACUUUUCAGGUCGUGGACGGUCUGGACAUUGAGACAGUCGACACUUUCCUCGUCAACUACAGCCGCGGUCUGGGACAAACCAAGCCUCACUUCCAUUUGGGGAAUACCUUCGCAUACUGGUAA